Molecule: messenger RNA, 5311 nt
Organism: Sinocyclocheilus rhinocerous
Lineage: Eukaryota; Metazoa; Chordata; Actinopteri; Cypriniformes; Cyprinidae
Product: semaphorin-5A-like
Exons: 24
Coding region: 370-4176 (1268 amino acids)
Biological process (GO): neural crest cell migration; semaphorin-plexin signaling pathway; positive regulation of cell migration
Cellular component (GO): plasma membrane
Molecular function (GO): chemorepellent activity; semaphorin receptor binding
Source: RefSeq, a predicted model, not a curated record
GACUGGAGCCGGAGCGCUUCACACAAACUGCCCAGUGAGUUGGACUCUGCGGCACUGCUGCACGUCUUCGGCCGCUGCGCUCUCACUGUCGUCUGGGAAAGUAGUGGAAGUCGUUGGGUUUUAUUUGCGUACGUUACAGGUUGAGUUCAUAUAGAAAGCUGCGCUCUUACGGACUAUUCCCCCGUUGCGGACUGUAGAGAUAUUUGGAUUACUACACGUCAUAUAUUUCACAGAACUCACUGACUCUUUGCUUCUUCUCACCUACAUGAUCAGGAGGAAUAUUGUGGCACUUUAUUUGAUUUCCGAGGCAGAUGCCCAGCGCUCUAUGCUCCUGCCCCAGCAGUACUGAGCAGAGUCCCGUGGACCCCCAUGGCUCCCCCCGUGGAGGGAACGCCCCUGGCCCGCUGCCUCGUCCUGCUGCACAGCCUGCUGCUGCUGUUGCCCAGAGGAGUGCCCUGCCGGGGGGCCACACGGGCCCCGGAGUCCCCCUGCCAUAGAGCUGAACACCCACUCAUCUCUCACACAGAAAUCGAGCCUUGGAUCCACCGAUUCAGAGCUGAGGGCACCGUCGAUUAUUCACAGCUGACCUUUGACCCCGGCCAGAACGAACUAAUCGUGGGUGCAAGAAAUCAUCUCUUCAGGUUACAUUUGGAGGAUCUUUCAUUGAUCCAGGUGGGUGAAAAAAGUCUAUGCCGGAACAUCCAAGUUAUAGAACCUGGCAAAGGUGGACGGCGAGGCCCAGCCAGCCGCCGCACAGAUGUCUGCUAUGGACACACCACUAAACCACGCCCAGGAAGAGGCCACGCCUCGAGUGGAAUAGGCUCUCACUCUUAUGGGACUGGUGGCCGUUGCAGAGCUGGAGUGUUUCGGCAAGAAGUGUCGCAUGGCCUGGGACGUCUUCUGAGCCGCGGUGAAUCGCUCUGCAAAUCCCUCGACGGCAGGUCCAAACAGCCCCGUAGGGGAGACCGGGGAGUCGAGGAAGGGAACCUUGUCAGCCUCCUUAAUCUCAGUGAGGCUUGCUGGAUGGCAGCAGGGGACGAGCUGGCGUCUGCGCUGGUCGCUGAGCAGCUCGAAGAGCAGGCGGAGUGGCGAGAGGGCGCAGAAGAGAUGGCAGCUUCUAUCUGCAGUGAGGCGUUUCUAUGGCGAGCGUCUUCAAGUCCUGAAGGGAACCGGCAUCACAAAGAUGAGCCCUACCAUUGCUCUCCAGCCAAUCCUUUCCUCCGUAAUAGAAUUCCUUCACUUGCCUCACAGCACGGAGUCUUGUGUGAGGAGUGCCAGAAUUACAUCCGUGUUCUACUCGUCAACGGCGACAGGCUGUUUACAUGCGGGACAAAUGCAUUCACUCCAAUUUGCACCAACCGCACGCUGACUAACCUGACCGAGGUCCAUGAUCAAAUCAGUGGGAUGGCACGGUGCCCCUAUAACCCUCUGCAUAAUUCCACUGCCCUCAUCACUUCCAGCGGGGAGCUGUAUGCCGCCACAGCCAUGGACUUUUCCGGCAGGGACCCGGCAAUCUACCGAAGCCUGGGAGGACUUCCACCUCUGCGUACUGCUCAAUACAACUCCAAAUGGCUCAAUGAGCCCAACUUCGUUUCCUCCUACGACAUCGGCAACUUCACCUACUUCUUCUUCCGUGAGAACGCCGUGGAGCAUGACUGCGGCCGGACGGUGUUCUCUCGCGCCGCCCGCGUCUGCAAGAACGACAUCGGGGGCCGUUUUCUGCUGGAGGACACCUGGACCACCUUUAUGAAGGCCAGGCUUAAUUGCUCACGGCCGGGCGAGAUUCCAUUCAACUACAACGAGCUGCAGGGAACCUUUUUCCUGCCUGAGCUUGAGCUUCUCUAUGGGAUUUUCACUACUAAUGUCAACAGCAUUGCCGCAUCAGCAGUGUGCGCCUUCAAUCUGAGUGCUAUUACCCAAGUGUUCAGUGGGCCUUUCAAGUACCAGGAGAACUCACGCUCCGCUUGGCUGCCCUACCCCAAUCCCAACCCUGACUUUCAGUGUGGCACUAUAGAUUACGGCUCCUAUGUGAACUUAACGGAGAGGAAUUUGCAGGACGCCCAGAAGUUCAUUCUGAUGCACGAGGUGGUGCAGCCCGUCGUUCCUGUGCCAUACUUCAUGGAGGACAAUGUGCGCUUCUCCCAUGUGGCCGUGGAUGUAGUGCAGGGCAAAGACAUGCUCUAUCACAUCAUUUAUCUAGCAACAGGUAUAGUACCACAUCACCUUUACAUAGAAAAAAGAGGAGGUCUGUCAUCAGUGCUCUCUCCGCUGAACCAGACCACAGGCAGCUGUUUGCUGGAUGAGAUUGAGCUUUUCCCCCCAAAGAAGAGGCAGCCAAUCCGCAGCAUGCUCAUACUUCACAGCCGUAGUGAGCUAUUUGUGGGAGUCAGAGACCAGGUCAUCAAAAUCCCCCUGAUGCGCUGCAACUUCCACAAGUCUAGAGAUGCCUGUGUGGGGGCCAGGGAUCCGUACUGUGGCUGGGAUCUGGUGCUCAAGAAAUGCACCACCCUAGAAGAAAGCGUCAGCAUGAGCCAAUGGGAGCAGAGCAUCACACGGUGUCCUGUGAGGAAUGUGACUGUGGAUGGUAUUUUUGGAGCCUGGUCAGGAUGGAAAGCUUGCAGUCAUAGUGAUGGCGGCAGUGUUGGUUCAUGCCAGUGUCGUACUCGAGCGUGUGACAGCCCGAGCCCUCAGUGUGGAGGGCAGCCGUGCCAAGGAAUCAGUGUUGAGGUGGCUAACUGCUCCAGAAACGGGGCAUGGACGCCAUGGACGGCAUGGGCUCCUUGCAGCACCAGCUGCGGGAUCGGUUUCCAGGUCCGACAGCGUUCCUGCAGCAACCCCUCUCCCCGCCAUGGAGGACGCGUUUGUGUUGGCCAGAAUCGUGAAGAGAGAUACUGCAAUGAGCACCUGCCCUGCCCCCCACAUGUCUAUUGGUCAGCAUGGUCUCCAUGGGAGCGCUGCACAGUUCCAUGCGGCGGUGGGAUCCAGUCGCGACGACGAACGUGCGAGAAUGGAAACGACUGCCCUGGAUGCAGCAUUGAAUUCCAGUCCUGCAAUACCCUCCCUUGCCCGGAUCUAAAGAAGACCACUCAAUGGACCCCAUGGACGCCGGUGAAUAUCUCAGACAAUGGAGGCCACUACGAGCAGCGGUUCAGGUACACCUGUAAGGCGAGGGUCCCGGAGCCCAGCCUGCUGGAAGUAGGGAGACAGCGGAUUGAGAUGAGGUACUGCUCCAGCGACGGAUCCACGGGAUGCUCCACAGAUGGAGAUUUGCUGCGUUCUGGACGUAUCUCUGGAUUGACCGUAAAUGGAGGCUGGUCCGUCUGGGGGUCUUGGAGCCAGUGUAGUCGGGACUGCAGCUCGGGGGUCCGAAACCGCAAACGCACCUGCUCCAACCCCAAACCCAAAUAUGGAGGAGUCACCUGCCUGGGGCCUGCCCAGGAAUUUCAGGAGUGCAAUACUACACCAUGUCCAGUGGAUGGGAGCUGGUCGUGCUGGUCACCUUGGUCUAAAUGCUCAGUGACAUGCGGAGGAGGCCACUACAUGCGCACACGCACCUGUAACAACCCUCCACCUGCCUACGGAGGUGACAUCUGCCUGGGUUUGCAUACUGAAGAGGCCCUCUGCAACAUCCAACCCUGCCCCGAGAGCUGGUCUGAUUGGUCCGAAUGGUCCCCCUGUGACUCAUCAGGGUCUCAGGUUCGCCUGCGGCACUGUGACGUCCUGUUUCCCACCGGCAACCAGUGCUCAGGCAACAGCAGUGAAACUCGUGCCUGUCUACCCAUCUCCAACUUCAUCCCAGAAACGUCUGUUGCACGUUCAAGUCGGGAGGAACAAUGGUGUGGAGACUUCAAUGUGUUCCACAUGAUCGCCGUGGGUCUGAGCAGCUCCAUACUCGGCUGUCUGGUGACCCUACUGGUGUACACUUACUGUCAGAGAUACCAGCAGCAGUCCCAUGAUGCCACAGUCAUCCACCCCAUCUCUGCCGCCCCACUCAACACCAGCAUCACCAACCACAUCAACAAACUGGACAAGUACGACUCAGUUGAAGCCAUUAAGGCUUUCAAUAAGAAUAACUUGAUCCUGGAGGAAAGAAAUAAGUAUUUCAACCCUCAGCUAGCAGGAAAAACAUAUACCAACGCAUACUUCACUGACGUCAACACUUAUGACGACUUUUAAAAAUGGAUCUGUGAUUCCAAUCAUCUUCACCACAUUAACUUCAGCACCUAGUGAUUUUAUUUUUUUGCCUCUUUUUCUCCGUGGGUUACCCGGAUAAAUAAAAAGACAUUUUACGUGGGACCAUUUUACCAUCAAAUGCCAAUAAAGCUGUACAGAACCAUUCUCACAGUUAACAAGGACAUCAUGCUCUCCAGUUGUGCGGACAUCGUUAAAUGAAAUUGAACUAUGGUGGACAAAUAAAGCAGGCGAUUUGAUUCAACCGAGACGCUGAUAAACUCUCCCCGCAGAGAUGGCACAUGGAUGCUUUGCAUGAUCUCAUCUGAUGUGUUUUGCUUUCAUUUAUUUGCAUGGUUGGUCGCAUUCCAGUGUUAGUGGGCGGGGCCUGUGUCCUAAAUGGGUGGAGCCUUCUUGGACUGCUUUGUUUCCUGUGCCGAAUCAGAAGCCCCUGUGCCUCACUGAGGACCUACGGUGGUCUCCAGUUCAUCUGCCUGCCCUAUCACUGGGUUUUGCCGCAACAGACAAACACAAUCCAUAUGUAGAUACCGCAGUCUCUGAAAACUUUGUUAAUGUAUCUCUCAAUAUGGGGCACUUGUUAGUCGAGCUCUUAGUGGUGGGAAUCUCUGUGUUUUUGUUGUAAAAUACACUUUUCAUGACGCAUAUGUCAGUGUAGCAUUUAUAGAUGAGUCUAUUCUGAAAAAAGAAGUGUUAGUUUGUUUCAAAGUAACCCUGUUCAGUCAUCAAAACAUGACUUGUCAUAUUAACAUUAGUCUUUAUGUGGUGUAAGGUCUGCAAAAAAGAGAGAAUGUGAAACGCUACAGGACCUUUUUAUGUAAAACAUUGAUCAUUUGAAUAUUAUCGACAUGUUUCUAUUUGUUUAGUUGUUUAAUAGUUCAAAAUUUCAUGAGAAAACAAGUAUUAUCUGUAAAAACAAACUGCUUUCUAGCACAAAGAACUGCUUUUUCAGCUUUUAUUUUCUUUCAUUUUCAAAUAUUUGAAUGAAUUUACUUAACCAUAAACUUAACCAUCCAUCCAUUAUGGAGAGGUGCUUGGGAAUCCACUUUUUCAAUUUCUACUAAUUCUUUUCUACUUGUAAAACUUUGUUUGCUUGUUUUAUGUGCAUAAAUUAAAAUUGCUU